Molecule: messenger RNA, 2767 nt
Organism: Acanthopagrus latus (yellowfin seabream)
Lineage: Eukaryota; Metazoa; Chordata; Actinopteri; Spariformes; Sparidae
Gene: oxtra
Product: oxytocin receptor
Exons: 2
Coding region: 594-1775 (393 amino acids)
Biological process (GO): positive regulation of vasoconstriction; female pregnancy; maternal process involved in parturition
Cellular component (GO): membrane
Molecular function (GO): peptide binding; vasopressin receptor activity; oxytocin receptor activity
Source: RefSeq, a predicted model, not a curated record
UGGAGCUUCCAUUGUCUGCUGCGUUUUUUCUUCUUCUUCUUCUUCUAAUAAUUUAAUUUCCAACUGUUUCUUUUUGUUUUUUAAAGUUCAUAUUGUUGCUCGAUCAUAAAAUAUUUUGGGGGGGAUUCACCAAACCUAAUUUUGGUUUUGGAUUAAAUUCACCUUUGAACAGUGAGGUGAGCGUCUCACGUAUUCCACACUCCGGCUUUGCGUUUUUCUCUGCUUUUCUUUCCUUUUCUUUUCUUUUCUCUCCCUUUUCUGUACCUUGAGUUUACUUUUCAGAGAUUUCAGCCAUUCAUCAUUCAGAUAAGUGCAAAUAUCUCUCUUCUCCUCUCGAUUUUUUAUUUUUUAUUUUAUUUUAUUUUUAAUUAUUAUUAUUUUUUUUUUUUUUUGGAAACCAUGGGUGAUUGAGGCUCAACCACUCCUCGUUAUCACUCCAGGAUCAUGUUUUGAGCCCGACGCUUCGUCUUGUCACCCGUCAGGACGCGAGAAACAGACUUUGUCAGUCAGGACCCGUUCAGGUGACCGUCACCGUCUCAGCUAUUGCAUGACUGCACAACCCUGACGCAUCUGCAGAGGACAAGACUGCGGCAAUGGAAAGUGUUUCCAAUGAAAGUGACUUUUGGCAAUCUAACGAAUCCUGGCGGAACUCGAGUCUCGCCAAUGGGACCGGGUGGCUGAACCAGACCAACCCUCUGAAGCGGAACGAGGAGGUGGCGAAGGUGGAGGUGACCGUGCUCGCCCUGGUGCUGUUCCUGGCGCUGGCGGGGAACCUGUGCGUCCUGCUGGCCAUCCACACCACCAAGCACAGCCAGUCCCGCAUGUACUACUUCAUGAAGCACCUGAGCAUCGCAGAUCUAGUUGUGGCGGUGUUUCAAGUUCUCCCUCAACUUAUCUGGGACAUCACAUUUCGGUUCUACGGACCGGACAUUUUGUGCAGGUUGGUGAAAUACCUACAGGUUGUUGGGAUGUUCGCCUCCACUUACAUGCUGGUUCUGAUGUCCGUCGACAGGUGUUUGGCGAUCUGUCAGCCACUUCGUUCUUUGCACAGGAGAAAAGACCGUUUCUAUGUCAUAUGUUCCUGGGUGCUGAGCCUGCUCUUCAGCGUCCCGCAGAUGUUCAUUUUCUCCCUGAGAGAGGUCGGCGCGGCCGGAUCAGGGGUGUAUGACUGCUGGGGCGACUUCGUGAUGCCUUGGGGAGCCAAGGCUUACAUCACAUGGAUCAGCCUCACCAUUUAUAUCAUCCCGGUGGCAAUACUGAGCAUCUGCUACGGGCUGAUAAGCUUCAAAAUAUGGCAAAACUUUAAACUGAAAACGAGGAGGGAGCAGUGCAUCAGCCUGACGCCCAAAACCUCCAAAAGCAACACGCUGGCCCGCGUGAGCAGCGUGAAGCUCAUCUCCAAGGCGAAGAUCACCACCGUGAAAAUGACUUUUGUGAUCGUCGUGGCUUACAUCGUCUGCUGGACCCCCUUUUUCUCUGUCCAGAUGUGGUCCGCUUGGGAUCCAGCGGCGCCCCGUGAGGCCAUGCCCUUCAUCAUCUCCAUGCUGCUGGCCAGCCUCAACAGCUGCUGUAACCCGUGGAUCUAUAUGUGCUUCGCCGGGCACCUUUUCCAGGAUCUUAGGCAGAACUUUCUGUGCUGUUCGGCUCACUACCUCAAGUCGUCCCAGUGCCGCUGUGAGCGUGACUUUGACUCCAGCCACAAGAGCAACUCCUCCACCUUUGUCAUCAAGAGCACGAGCAGCCAGAGGAGCAUCACACAGACUUCCACCACAUGAGCAUGCGCCCUCACAGCCCUUUAACAAGCUCCCUGCCCUGCCUUUCACCACACGCUGUCAGCCAUAAGGAAACCCAGCAGAUUGGACAGAUGCCUCUCGCCCCCAGGCUCACUGUUCUAGGCCAGAAGGGAAAAAAACAAAAGUCUUAAUUCUCGGUAUUGGAAGUGGAAUAAUGACAUAAAUAAAUGUACAGAAUAUCAUUAAGGGUGCGUUAUUUUGUUUAUGAAAACCUACAAGAUAAUCAGGUCCAAGCUGAGCAUUCACCUGAACCUUUGUGUUGGUAUGCUUUCAUUUUUUGUUGCUCAGUUAGAUGUACAGUAUAUAUUUACAUAUUUGCAAUGCAGAGAAAGUAAAAAGGAAAAGCAACCUUUCAAGCAGCCUUGGCCAGCCACACUAUUAAAUCAGUUGUCGUCACCAGCAAAGCUAACGGAUCCUGUUUGUCUGUGUUAUGAUGAAACCGCUCACCUGUUCUGAAUAUUGUGUAUGGUGUUGUUCACUUUGUUACAUUUGCAAUGGAUUGCAUACAUGUAAACUGUUACUUGAGAUAUUGUUAAAUGUCAUGGGUGUCACUGGUAAACAUUUAAAAAAAAAAAAAAAGCUUUUAAAAAAUAAAGAAAGAAUAAAGCAUUAAAAAGCACUUUAUUAUUUAUACCUGGCUGAUGCUUAUAAGAGCUCCUUCUCCCAAAUUGGCCGAAGAAAACUUUGGCACACUCUCAGGAAAAGUGUGAGGGGGGAUGUUUGUCGGCGAUAAAUCAAUAACGUCACCAAAUUUUCUUGGCAGCACACUGAAACUUUGAGCAUCCUGUUCACCUAAGCCCCAAAAUGCAUGAUUGGGUUGAGAUCUGGGGACUGCGCAGACCGCUGGAGGUGACUCCAGGCAACAAUCGCUGCGUGACGCGGUGUUUUAUCCUGCAGGAAGAGAUAACAAAGGUAUUCACCCUGGCAUUCCUUUUUUUUUUUUUUUUUCGCAAAGCUAAUUAAGUCUGAGACUG